Messenger RNA from Phasianus colchicus (ring-necked pheasant), 967 nucleotides. NCBI's taxonomy places the organism in Eukaryota, Metazoa, Chordata, Aves, Galliformes, Phasianidae. The record is from RefSeq and is a predicted model, not a curated record.
CUCAUCCUCACCCCCCUCCUCAUCCUCACUGCUUCCUCAUCCUCGCCCCCUCCUCAUCCUCAGCUCGCUCUAUCCGGGCUCAUUGGCAUCGUCUCCUGGAAGCGGCCCUUCAGUUUGGUGAUCACCUUCUUCACACUGCUGUCGGUGCUGGGUGUGAUGCUGAGCCUGGCCGGCUCCAUCCUCUCCUGCCAAAACGCUCAGCUCGUCCGUUCAUUGGAAGUCUGCGAGCGGGAGAAGAAUUCCUGCAUCUGCUGCCAGAGCCGCCCGGAGCCGCCGCCACCAUCCUGCAUCCCGCAUGGGGAGACCCUCACCAUGUACCCCAACCCCGACUGUCGCAGCGGCCGCCUGGCCCUCCAGGAUCUCCUCUUCAGUGUCUGCGGUCUGUCCGUCCUCUCCACCAUCAUCUGCGCUCUGUCUGCCGGCGUUUGCUGCAUCCGCAUCUUCUCCCUGGACGUCACUCACGUGUUGGUCCCGCAGCGAUCUGAUUCCAUCACCUUGGGCUGCACGUCGCCACCACCGGAGCCAUUCUUGCACAGCAUGUUGGAUUUGGAGGAGUUCGUCCCCCCGGUGCCCCCACCCCCAUAUUACCCCCCCGAAUACACCUGCAGCUCCGAGACCGACGCGCAGAGGUGGGCAGCUGGGGGGCGGUGGGUGCCUGGGGGGGGUGGGGGGUAAGGGGGGGGUGGGUGACAGCAGCCCGUGGCCACCGUGAUUUGUUGUCCUUGUGCCCCAUUUCUUGACCCAUAGCUCCAUUGACACCGCAUCCCAUGGCCACCGCCGUGCCACAUGGCCACUGUGCCCUAUAGCCCCAUGGCCACCACCACACCCCAUGGCCACCACCACGCCCCAUGGCCACCACACCCCAUGGCCACCACCAUGCCCCAUGGCUACUAUGCCCCAUAGCCCCAUGGCCACCACAUCCCAUGUCCACCACACCCCAUAGCCCCAUAGCCACCACGCCCCAUGG